AUGGAGGACAGGAAGAGGUCAGCAGGAGAUGACCUCGCGCCACCAACCAAGAGACAAGCUGUGAACGGCAAGGCCUCUGCGGAUUCAGAUAUGCCAUGGGCUAGCGACCUCGAGAAAUACCAAAAAGAUGCGAUCUACCGUCAGAUGCUGGAAUACAAAAGAGAGAAAGCGACCUUGGAAUCACAAUUGAGAGAUGUUCAGAAGAGAUCGGUUGACCAUGAUGACCAUCUGAGGGUAAUUGAUGCAUGGUGGAUGCAGUUAUUGGACGAAGUAAAGCUCCUGGUAGACGACCAGAUUCCAUCAGCAGAUGACAUCGAUGCAUCGUUCCCAACCAAAUUACAGUUUAAGGGUAGCGAAGAUUUUCAAAGCCAUCUAACAUCAAGAGCUAAGGAAAUAAAGUCGAAGCUUCAAGCCAUAUUCACGAAUCUUGCCUCGGCCCGCAGCAAGCCAUCAUCCGACGUGCAAGAUCUCCAAGCGAAACUGACCAGGCUAUUAUCCGCUCAGAAAGAAUAUGUGGUCAAAGUCGAUAGAUUACGUAUGGAGAAAGAGGAGCUGAGUGAACGUCUUGAGGGUGCUUCUCUUCGUUAUAUCAAGGCCGAAAAGCGACUGGAUCGAGCCAAGAGCUCAGCGGUUGCCAAACUAGAACAGCAGGCCAUUGCCGGAACGGGAAAUAGUUCGGGUAGUGGAAUUGGUGGAGUUGAGAAUGGAGGGGACACCGCAAUGGCCAAUGGAAUUUCUGAGGAGACCAAAGCUUCUCAGACAGCAUAUGAGGAGGCUGCUGCUGUUGUCGCUAAGCAGAAGGAGCAGCUGGAUGCGAUUUCCGCGGAGAAUAAGGCCUUGACCGAACAACUUACCGCUGCUACUGCCAGGCUUUCCAAUUUGACCGAAGACGACUAUGCACGGACGGAACUUUUCAAGCAGUUUCGAAUCCAGCACGAAGAUGUCAUUCGAAGAAUCAAUCACCUUGAGGCCACCAACAUCCAAUUACGCGAAGAGGCCGAGAAGUACCAAGCCGAACGGACCGCGUAUCGUGCGCAGGUUGAGAAUGAGUCGGAGAUCAUCACUGGGGAACUCGAAAGUCAAUUGGCGCGUGUUGAGGCCGACCUUACCAGAAUUAGAUCUGUUCGCGAUGAAUUACUUGCGGACUUAAGCAUACGAAAGGCUAGUCAGGAGCAUGACCGAACUUCCGGUGAUCAUUUAAAGGAGCUCAUUGCUGCGAAAGAUGAUCGUAUCACGGCUUUAGAACUCGAGGUGGAACGGUUUAGAAAACGAGCCGAGGAAGAGUCCAUCGAGUCAACUCCCCGUCCCGAAAUCGAUUCUCUAGAUCUGGAACAUCUGCGACAAAAAUAUGAAGCUUUGGCCCGCGAGUUCGAAUCGAUUAACAAGGAAAUGCCAGCAUUGCAAGGUGCAUAUAAACGCGUGCAGGCCUUGUCGACUAAGAAAGUCAUGGACUUUACCGCUCUAGAGGAGCGAGUUCAAAUACUUCAAGCUGAGAAGGGAAAGGCAGAUCAAAAAUAUUUUGCGGCCCGUAAAGACAUGGAUACUCGCAUUGUCGAGGUCCGAGCCUUGAAGACCCAAAAUGCCAAAAGCUCAGAAAUCAUCGCCCAGUUGAAGGAUGUCGAGACUUCGAAUCGAAGCCUACUCAGCAAUCUCGAGAAGCAAUUGAGUGACAUGAGACAGUCCAAUACAUCUAUCAUGAUGGAAAACAAGAAGAUGGAAUCGACAAGUCGAGAAGCCACAAGCAAGGCCGACAAUUUGAAGAAUCAAGUUGCCGAACUUACAAACUUGUUGAAGUCAAAAGACUCUAGCAAUUUGAGCACAAAGCAACGCAAUCAUGCCGUCGAAGUUGAAUUAGAGCAACUACGCGCGAAGUAUGAACACACACUGAAAGAACGGGAUACGUGGAAGACCAAGAGCCUGAGCAACCAGUCCGGCGAGGAGGAGAUGCUCCGCACUUUGGCUCUCUGUACAAUAUGCCGAAAAGACUUCAAGAACACAGCUUUGAAGACUUGUGGCCACCUAUUUUGCAACAACUGCGUCGACGAUCGUAUCGCCAAUCGUAUGAGGAAGUGUCCCAAUUGCGCGAAAUCUUUCGAUAAGAUGGAUAUUAUGGCAGUUCACAUGUGA
Molecule: messenger RNA, 2127 nt
Organism: Venustampulla echinocandica
Lineage: Eukaryota; Fungi; Ascomycota; Leotiomycetes; Helotiales; Pleuroascaceae
Product: RING protein
Exons: 5
Coding region: 1-2127 (708 amino acids)
Cellular component (GO): HULC complex; nucleus
Molecular function (GO): ubiquitin protein ligase activity
Source: RefSeq, a predicted model, not a curated record